AUGGGCAACAUUUCUAGUAGCAAUCCAAAGUACACUUCAGCAAGCAACAGUCCAAACAAUAGUACAAACGAAAACGACAGUACAAACGAUGGUCCAAGCGACAGUUCAAACGAAAGUUCGAGUGAUAGUACAACUAGCAGCAGUUCAAGAGAUAUUAUUUUGUAUAAUGAAAUCAAAAAUAAAUUAAAAGAUGAGGAACUUUGUAAGUCACUUGAGGAGAGGGAACUCAAUGAAUUGAUACUUAAUCUUGGGGAUGAAACAAGAUUUCUAAAUCAAUAUCUCCAGCUUGGUGAUAAUCAUUUGAACCAAAUCACUAACGAUCUGCGAACAUUAGUUCAAAAUAAUAAUUUUUCCAUUAUUUCCUUAGGCGAGUACUAUGUGAGGAACCUGCUAAGGAAACACAGAAGGAAAUCCGACAAAUUCAACAUUUAUUUGUUUAUUAGCAAGCUUCGAGAUGAUCGUUCUGACAGUCCAUUUCUUCGAUUUUUUGCAAAAUCUCUGCUUAGAAAUAAAUACGGAAUGUUCCACGUUGGAUUGGAAAUAGAUGGAAUUAUUCUAGAAUGGGGCACUGGUGAUGCUGGUCCUCAUCUUAUUUAUCCAAGGGUCAAUACAAAACGAUUAUGUGAGAAGCUUGCACACAUACGCGUCAAUUACGGUCAAGAAUUUAACCUUAUAACUACUUUCUCGGAGACUUGGUAUCACAAACUAUAUAAUUACAUCUUAAACAAAAUGAGAAAGUUUCUAUCUUUUGUUCCGAAAAUUGGCUCUAUUUCUUCUGAUAAAUUACAAAUCAUUGCCCGAAAAUGCGUUUAUUGGAAUAAGAAUUUUAAUUACAAUCCAUUAAGACGUAAUUGUCAACAUUUUAUUGAAGAAAUACUCGAAGCACUUGGUCUAACAUUCAAUCCUGAAGGCGAGUUCAAAAAGUUCCUGGAUAGAAUUGUUAAUUAUGCGGAUGAUAGUUUCUUAUUCCAAGAGGAAGAGUUUCUUUCGAGACAAGAUCUCGAUCAAUUUGCUGAUAAGAAUUGGGAUAAGAUCUCAAAUGUUUGGGACAAAAGAUUACUUCUAUGUUAUUCGGAUAUGAUGAAUAAUAUGUAUGAGUAUAAACAUGACAAAAAAUGGGAAAAAUGGGGUCCUAUGAAUAGCAAAGAAAAAUGGGUAGAAAGAGAAAACGAACUAAGGACGGAUUAA
Rhizophagus irregularis DAOM 181602=DAOM 197198 is the source of this 1188-nucleotide messenger RNA. RefSeq lists its product as uncharacterized. The record is from RefSeq and is a predicted model, not a curated record. NCBI's taxonomy places the organism in Eukaryota, Fungi, Glomeromycota, Glomeromycetes, Glomerales, Glomeraceae.